AUGCAGAGCGUCGGUGGGCCUCAAAAUCGACAUGGAAUUACUGAACCCUCUCAACGACGCUACGCUCGCUAUGCUGUGUCAGGUCAGGCCAGUCAGCUGCCAGACAACUUGCUGCUCGCAGCUGCUGCUGACAGCAGAAUGUGGUGGUGUAUUGUUAUGCGGCUGGAUGAAAGUAGGAAACAACUGGAAAUAACUGUAGCUCGGAUGCAACUGCGAUCUGUGGAACAGCGAAGAUUAGAAAAUAAACUAAGUGUUCUUGAUUCAAAAAAUAUGGUUAUUAUUUACAACCGUGUGCCAAAAACAGCCUCAACAAGUUUUAUGGGAGUUGCUUAUGACAUUUGCAAACAAAAUGGUUUUCAUGUGCUUCACAUUAAUGUCACUGGAAACAUGCAUGUGCUGACUUUAGCUAACCAAUUAAAAUUUGUACAAAAUGUCUCAUAUUGGCAUUCCAUAAAACCAGCCCUUUAUCAUGGUCAUAUGGCUUUUGUAAAUUUUGAAAAAUUUGGAGUCAAUCAGCAUCCUAUUUACAUUAAUAUUAUUAGAAAACCUUUAGAUCGACUUGUAUCAUACUACUAUUUUCUACGCUUUGGAGAUGAUUUUCGCCCUCAUUUAGUAAGGAGAAAACAUGGUGACAAAAUGACGUUUGAUGAAUGUGUAGAAUUGGGAGAAUCUGAUUGUGAUCCUAAUAACAUGUGGCUUCAAAUUCCAUUCUUCUGUGGCCAUGCUCCAGAAUGCUGGAAACCAGGAAAUGAGUGGGCUCUAGCUGAAGCAAAAAGAAAUUUAUUAAAUCAUUAUUUUUUGGUAGGUGUUACAGAAGAGCUCUCAGACUUUGUAAAAAUUCUUGAAAUUACUUUACCUACUUUUUUUCAUGGAGCAUCUUCACAUUAUGAAUCAAGUAACAAAUCUCACCUGAGACGUACUGCACAAAAAAUGGAUCCUUCACCUAGCACUGUGGCUCAAAUACAGAAAUCUCAAGUUUGGCGCAUGGAAAAUGAACUUUAUGAAUAUGCGCUUGAUAUAUUUCAUAGUGUGAAGAAAAAAUCAUUUGAUUCACUAGAAAAGGGACAGAUCUUUUCAUAUGAAAAAAUUCGACCGAAAUGAUUGUUAUUUUAAUCAGUUUGUGACUUUUCAAAAGAAUUUCUGAUGAUUUUCUGUACUUCUUAAAUUUUGCCAUUGAAAACAAAGGCAUUCAUCAACACUUGACAUAUUUAUUUUAUAACUUGUUGGUGAAAAGUGUGCUGUGACAGGAUUAAAAUCUCAGGAAAUGAAGUAAAUGUUUCAGUUGGUAUUCAGUGAAUUUUUUUUACUGCACGAAAGUGGUUGUGGAUGUUUGAAAGAAUAUCUUAGCCUGCACCAAAUUUGAAGUAUUUGUGUAUUUAAAAUAUUAGGUAUUAUAUUUUAACCAGUCAAGUUGUUUUGGUUAAAAUACACACUGGCAUCCUGCAGAAGUUUGAGAGUUGAAUUGUGCAAUAUGUGAAUGUGUUCAUUGACUAAGACAUCAGGACUACAUAAAUAAGGUUUCAAACUUCACAAGAGAUUUGAAAUUGCAAUAAUAAUUCUAACAUUUUUAUAUCCAUUUAUUUAUUAACAUUCCUUAAAAGACAUUGACUACUGGUUAGCAAUUGUAUGUAAUUUAAUUCUUAAUUUCUUUUAUUUGAUAGAAAUGAAACAUGUUUUAUUUUUAUACUAAUGUACAUAUGAACCUUAUUUAAUUGUACAGAAACUGCUAUUCUCUAUGAAUUCAUUUCAAAAGAUUUUAUUUUUUUUGGUAAUAUUUGAACAUUUGAGAUUUGGCAGGGAUUCUUUGUCUUGUGAUUAGUGUGUCUUGUAGAUAUUGAUAAUAUGUUAGUUGUUUCUAGUGUUGUAUAUAAGUAUUAGUCAUAUAUUUCUUAGUGAAUUUGUUCAUGAUUGAAAUGAAACAUUUUGCUUUCAGAAAAUUUUAGAAGUGCAUUUUUAUGCUGACCUAAAAUAAUGAUAAAUUCAUAAAUAAUUAUAUU
Messenger RNA from Gryllus bimaculatus (two-spotted cricket), 1997 nucleotides. NCBI's taxonomy places the organism in Eukaryota, Metazoa, Arthropoda, Insecta, Orthoptera, Gryllidae. The record is from the annotation of a GenBank genome assembly.